This is a messenger RNA of Aplosporella prunicola CBS 121167, 1527 nucleotides long. RefSeq lists its product as uncharacterized. The record is from RefSeq and is a predicted model, not a curated record. Gene Ontology annotation, cellular component: membrane. Bases 1 to 1527 code for a protein of 508 amino acids. Gene Ontology annotation, molecular function: transmembrane transporter activity. Gene Ontology annotation, biological process: transmembrane transport. Lineage: Eukaryota; Fungi; Ascomycota; Dothideomycetes; Botryosphaeriales; Aplosporellaceae. The transcript has 8 exons.
AUGUCGAAAGUUCAAGCACCACCUCGGACAUUGUUUGGGGUGAUCAAAGAAGUUUUCAAUUGGUACCCGUCCUCGUAUUCUACGCAAGAGCGGAAACUUCUCUUCAAACUUGACUUGUCAAUUUUGAUUUUCGCAUGUCUUUGUUUUUUUACCAAGUAUUUGGACCAAAGUAACAUAAGCAAUGCGUACACUUCAGGCCUAAAAGAAGAGCUGAAUCUUCACGGCAAUGAGCUGAACUACUUCAAUGUUAUGUACUAUACGGCUUAUGUGAUUUCACAAAUCCCUAUGCUGUUGCUCAUUUCCAGACCAAAGCUGGCCCGUUGGAUGUUACCUACGCUUGAAAUCGUCUGGGGCGUACUUACUUUUGCACAAAGUCGUGUCACCAAUGUGCAUCAGCUUUAUGCGCUUCGAUUUCUUGUGGGAAUGGCAGAAGCGCCCGUGUUUGCAGGUACCCAUUUUGUUCUCGGCAGCUGGUACAAAGGACCUGAGCUUUUCAAACGUGCAGGCACCUGGUUCAUUUGUAACUCGCUUGGCCAGAUGGUUAGUGGUUACCUGCAGGCUGCCGCGUAUACAAACCUUUCAGGAGUGGGUGGAAUGUCGGGAUGGAGAUGGCUCUUUAUUAUCGAUGGAAUAUUCACGAUACCAGUAGCCCUUGCUGGAUAUCUCAUAUUUCCGGGAAUACCAGAGUCUCCGAAGCCCAUAUUCCUCACUCAUGCGGACAUUGAUCUUGCAAAAGCGCGCAUGCGAGAAGCUAAAGUCAGAACACCUGGUAAACUGAACCUUGACGUGUUCAAGCGCAGCCUCAAGAGAUGGCACAUUUACGUCUUCAUCCUCUGUUACAUUGCCAUGAUCAUCGCCUCGUAUCCAGCGCAGUACAUGAAUUUAUGGCUCAAGGACGAAGGCUUCUCCGUGCCUCAAAUCAACAAACUACCGACAGCGGUUAAUGCCAUCACUGUUGUUUCGUCUUGGCUUGGAACAACAUUAGCAGCUAUUUACCCUUCAUGGGUACUGUACUCGAUCUCCAUGGGCACUUGCGUCUUCUCAGGGAUCUGUAUGACUAUAUGGAACAUUCCAAGGGCACUAAAGUUCGUAGCUUGGUACGCAUUGGGACUCCAAGGUUGCGCAAGCCCCAUACUCUAUUCAACUGUCAACUUGGUACUGAAAGACGAUGCGGAAGAAAGAGCCCUCACUGUGGGAGCCAUGAUGGCAUUUGGAUAUUCGUUUAACAUCUGGGUUCCCCUAUUGCUUUUCCCUACAGCUGGAUCUUGGGGAGCACCAAGGUGGAAAGCCGGCUGGCCUGCAACGAUUGCCUUCUAUACCCUCCUUUGGAUUGGCUUCAUUGUCGUAAUAUAUCUUCACCGAAGGGACACCAGAAACCAAGUCAUAGAAGACAAUGGGGUUGGUGCUAUCGAAGAAGUCAGCGAAGAUGACGACGACACCAACAACGUUGCUUUAGGAGAUGGAUCUAGAGACAGAAAAGAAGCCAUUGGAAAUGUGGGAACACUUCCGCUCCCAGAGACAACAUGA